Molecule: messenger RNA, 1029 nt
Organism: Schizosaccharomyces octosporus yFS286
Lineage: Eukaryota; Fungi; Ascomycota; Schizosaccharomycetes; Schizosaccharomycetales; Schizosaccharomycetaceae
Product: glutathione S-transferase Gst2
Exons: 1
Coding region: 156-845 (229 amino acids)
Source: RefSeq, a predicted model, not a curated record
CACAUGUUUUAGUAAGCAAUUCCCAUCAUAACGAGGAAACAUCUCAUAUUUAGUCAGCAAUGAGCAAUAAAAUCUCGUUAUCAAGCUAAAUACAGUCCUAUAUAUUGCAAGACCAAGCUGAAAAAAAGUUAUCCUUAAACACAAUUUCUUUCACGAUGGCUCAAUUUACUCUUUUCGCUCACAAAAGUGGUCCUAACCCUUGGAAGGCAGUCGCUGCCUUGCGAGAAUUAAACCUUUCUUACGAUAUUGUAUACCUUGAUUUUGCCAAGAAUGAACAAAAGAGCGAAAAGCAUCUUGCUCACAAUCCUAACGGCAGAGUUCCUACAUUGAUCGAUCAUCAAAACAACGAUUAUACAAUCUGGGAAUCCGAUGCUAUUUUGGCUUACUUGACAGACAUUUACGACAAGCAAAGAAACAUUUCUUUACCCCAUGACGAUCCUGAAUACCAUCAUUUGCUUCAAUAUCUCUUUUUCCAAUCUUCUGGUCAAGGUGUCAUUUGGGGUCAAGCGAAUUGGUUCAACCAUUUCCAUCCUGAGCCUGUUGCAUCAGCCGUCACUAGAUACAGAAAUGAAACCAAGCGUGUCCUCGGUGUCUUGGAAUCUAUUCUUCAAGACAAGGAGUACCUUGUCGCUGGCAAGUACACAAUCGCCGAUUUGUCUUUUGCACUCUGGAACAACACUCUUCCAAUGAUGUUUGGAAAGGGAAAGCAUGAAUUCAAGGAGGAAUUACCUCAAUUGGAUUUUGAAAAGGAGUUCCCCAAAACCUAUGCUUGGCACCAACGUCUUCUUGCUCGUCCUGCCGUUUCUGCCACUUUGAAGGAACGCCUCCAGGCUCUUCAACAAUAAACCAACUAGCAAAACAGGUAAUUGAAACUCCCCUCUUUUUAUUUUAAUGUAUGCAACGAUCAUUGAUCAUUGUCUUUAGUUUCAUAGAUUCAAAGUAUCCGAAUAUGAAUGAAUGACUUUAUUGACUUUUUUGUACAAACAGUUCUCAAAUGAAAGCUUCCAUGUUGACUUCACUAAUUCCGAC